This is a messenger RNA of Bolinopsis microptera, 2640 nucleotides long. RefSeq lists its product as uncharacterized. The record is from RefSeq and is a predicted model, not a curated record. NCBI's taxonomy places the organism in Eukaryota, Metazoa, Ctenophora, Tentaculata, Lobata, Bolinopsidae. The transcript is spliced from 4 exons. Bases 1 to 2640 code for a protein of 879 amino acids.
AUGUUGGCAGGCCCCAAACAGUUGGCGUCCUAUACAGACCACCUGGUGGAUCUGACAAAGAUGCCCUACACGAAUUUGAGAGCCUUCUUAAUCAGUACAUUGGGUACUGAUCAUAGAUUUGUUUUGUCUAAGAUCAAGCUAUCUCUUCGACGAGCAAAAAAGCAACCCAAGAAAACCUGGUAUAAUUGGGGAGCACUAAAAUCGGAUGAAGACCUACAGAAGAGAUAUGCAGUAGAAGUCAAGAAUCGGUACUCUGCUUUAUGCGAGCAAACUGAUGAAAGUGAGGUUACGGAACUGUAUGGGCAUUUUGUUGAUGCGAUUGCUGAUACCAACAAAGCCAUACUGCCUAAGAGAGAAAAGAAGAGACGUGACGAUUUCGCGGGUGAUCAGCGAGUUCAAAACGUGCGUACAGCGUUGCAGCAAGCAGAGACUGUCUAUCACCGGGAUCCUAGUGAAGACAGUCGACUCUCUGUUAACGUACUUAAAACUGAACUGGAUCAGGUGUACCAGGACAUCUUUGAAGAAGAUCUAGUUGCCAAGGUUAAAAGGGUCGAAAUGGCUGCAGACAGAUGCAAAAAUAAAGAAAGUUGGAAUGUCAUAAAUGAGAUUACUGGUAGGAAGGCCAAGGGGGCAACUCAAAUAAGGGGCAACGGAGCCGAAGAGAGGAAGGAAAAUUGGCUUAGGCAUUUCACGAAUCUUUUAGGGAGUACACCUGAUGUGGAAAACGAACAUCCUAGGAUCGAGACUCAAUUUGAAGGACUCAACAUCAGUACAGAACCUUUUACUCUAGAGGAGCUCAAAGCUGCUAAACUCAGGAUUAAAGAAGGUAAAGCACCAGGUGAUGACGGUAUACCACCUGAAGUCCUCAAAAGAUGCGACCUGGAUGAAAUCGUGUUGUCCUUCUGCAACAAAGCCCUGACAGAUGGUAUUGCGCCAGAUCAGUGGAGGAUAAGCAACAUCAUUCCGGUCCCCAAAAAGGGAGACUUGACAAACCCUGGAAACUGGAGGGGGAUAUCUUUGACUUCACUUGUAGCAAAGACUCUUAAUAGAAUGGUGCUUAAUAGGAUCCAGCCGGCCAUAGAAAGGGUACUUAGGGACACUCAGAAUGGUUUUCGGGAAGGACGGUCCACUACUAGUCAUAUCUUAGCACUCAGAAGGAUACUAGAGGGGGCUAGACAGAGAAACUUACCGGCAGCUAUGGUGUUUGUUGAUUUUAAGAAGGCCUUUGAUUCACUUCACCGGGGAAUUUUGAUGCAAAUACUAAAGGCCUAUGGGAUACCAGACAGUAUUGUGGAUAUCAUUAAUCUACUCUAUGUAAACACAAAGGGCAAAGUUAUUACACCUGAUGGGGAUACUGAGCUAUUUGAUAUCCUGGCAGGAGUUCUUCAAGGGGAUACGUUAGCACCAUACUUGUUUAUUAUAGCCCUUGACUAUUGCAUGAGACAAGCCUUAAGCAAGCACCCUGAAAUAGGAUUUACCAUUAAGCCUUAUAGGAGUAGGAGAGUUAAGGCGGAGAAGAUAUCAGACACUGGUUUUGCAGAUGACAUUGCUCUGAUAGCAGAUACUGUAAAGGAGGCAGAGACGCUGAUGCUAGAGGUAGAAAGGGUUGCUGCUACAGUGGGACUUAGAAUGAAUGAAGGGAAAACCAAAUUCAUUACUCAGAACAUCAAGAACCCUGAUACCAUCAAGUCCCUGGGUAACAGUACAAUAGAGCAUGUGGAAGACUUCACUUAUCUGGGUUCUAGAAUCAGAGACAGUGAGAGUGAUAUCAGGGUUAGGAAAGGAAGAGCAUGGGGAGCAUGCCACACACUCAAAAAGCUUUGGAAUUCUAAGCUUAGAAAGUCUAUCAAGAUCAGAGUGUUUACAGCACUAGUGGAGUCGGUGCUACUGUACGGUUCCGAGACUUGGACAAUGACGAAAAGGCUAGAGAAGAUGGUUGAUGGUUGCUAUACGCGAAUGUUAAGAAUGGCCCUUAACAUCAACCAAUAUCGAGACCAUGUCAGCAACCACAGCCUGUACGGUGAUCUUCCCAAAGUCAGCUCCAAGAUAACCCAACGAAGGCUCAGACUUGCAGGUCAUGCUCACCGACAUCCGGAGCUGACACUGAACAAACUGAUCCUCUGGAAGCCGAACGGCCUUCUGUCCCUACUUUCUCUGUCAGAGAAAGUAUGUGCAGUAAUAGGGGGUAAAAGGUUGUCUAUCGGUGACAACCCCAUCGAUGAAGCAGCAGUUGCUUCUUCCGUAGCUGCUGACUCCAUUUCUGGAAAUGCUACCCUCCAUGAAUCCCUUCAGGCUAUUCAAAAUAGCAUUCUUAAGAGAGAUAAGGUGCACAAUGGCACUCUCAAAUCAAUCAGUGGCCAGCUUAACACCCUGACUCUCUCCAUUGAUCAGUACAUGAAACCAUCAGAUAUGUCAACUCCAGAUGUACCACGUAACACUGCAUUUCCUUCUUUCCCAAUAGGCCUUCCUAAUAUCAAUAUCGAAAAACCAGAUCCUAAGAUUGACUUACAUACAGUGCAAAAUCCUAUAGACACCUCCAUUGGUCACAUUGAGUCAUUCACACCAGAUUUUGUUGCCCAAGAACUUUCGGAUAAACUCACUGAAUACCUUGACACAUUCAGUGAACAGCAGUACCUGUGA